This is a messenger RNA of Trypanosoma brucei brucei TREU927, 1332 nucleotides long. RefSeq lists its product as hypothetical. Lineage: Eukaryota; Euglenozoa; Kinetoplastea; Trypanosomatida; Trypanosomatidae. The transcript has a single exon. Bases 1 to 1332 code for a protein of 443 amino acids. The record is from RefSeq and is a predicted model, not a curated record.
AUGAUAAAAAACGCGUCGCCACUGCAUCCUUACAACAUUGAUGCACCAAUGGGAACAUCUCUGUGGAGAAUAGGGCGCAGCUCGCAGCAUCGACCCUCGCCAGAGUGCCACACCACCGUUCCAGAUGUCGUGGCCACUGUUGCCACUGACUCGAUGGAUUCACACCAUAAUUCCACAGAAGAGAAGCCGUCGUGUUGCCCACGUCUGAGAACACCCGUGAGAGGUGAUGACUACGAUGGUUUGUUUUCACACGCGUGGUGGCGUUGUAGUAACUGCGUACACGACCCGGGAUUACUUGCCUACGGCCUCCAUCGGACGGCUGCACUGUCAUCCUUUCAGGCUGCUCAACAGCAAACCACAUGCGCUGCACGGCUGAAUGGCUGUUCUCAUCACGCCAAUCUCGGUGGUAACGACUGCGGAGGGUCAUAUAAUUUUGUUAGGGGUUGCUGCGGGAAAUUCGGCUGUGGCCACCUUCCGUGUCGCGCAACCGCUCAUGGCAGCGUGGCUGAAGGAGUCAACCCUAUGCGGUAUUGGCCACAGACAAACGAAUACCACUCAUAUAACUACCCCCAUGCCGCGGGGCGUGCGCACGAGGCGUCCGAAUUAGCGCCGUCAGGAAAGCCAACGACGCGGGCGUGGUAUCAAGUGCCCUGUGACACAAGUGAACUACAUCCCCUUAGUCAGCCGUACAAUAUUUCGGAACGUCCGUCCACUCCACAGUGUGAUGCCGCUACGGCUUCUGGGGGAGUGGAAGCACCCGACUGGUUAACCAGUCGCGCUCGGGCCCGGUAUGAGCAGAGCAGGUCGCGAUCGCCGGUGUGCACGCCAUGUCGUUCCUCCCCUGUAUUGGGCGGCGAUGUGGAGGGAGCCCGAGGUGAAGCAUUUGCCAUUCAUCGAUUCAGUUGCCAGUUGGAGUCGUUGCAGCGGCGACUGGACGCAUUGGAAGCGGAGUGUGUGGUGAAGUCUGGUGUUAUGCAUGGAAGGCCACCACCGCAUGGAGUGGGAGAAAUGGGAUCGGUAUACACGGCGGAUGAGUGUCCGAGCAACCGCAGCACUGCCGUAGCGCCGACUCCCUCAACCCCAGCAACACCGCCGCCUUUGCCACCGGAGCCGAAGAUGUCACCGAUGGAUUCUGCAUCUCAUGAAGGGACAACAAUGAAGUCACCGCCCUAUCGGCAAGUGUGGCCGCACUCGACACCAUCGUCACCGACUGCAGGCGCGUCUGACAACGGCGGUGGGAUUACACUUGAGCGUCUCAUGCGGGCAGUGCGUUCGGCAAGGGAGCGGGCAAGGCAGCAGGACUGCCAAACUGCAGCCUCAUCAAAUGCAUAG